Messenger RNA from Emericellopsis atlantica, 1185 nucleotides. RefSeq names its product polyketide synthase. The transcript is spliced from 2 exons. The record is from RefSeq and is a predicted model, not a curated record. The coding region runs from base 213 to 1079 and encodes 288 amino acids. Lineage: Eukaryota; Fungi; Ascomycota; Sordariomycetes; Hypocreales; Bionectriaceae.
GGCUUACUUACAACCGGAACCUUACAGAGCUUGACUUACACGGACCAUCAAGCGCGCGUAAGUUGAACCCCACAUCAGUUAAGCUUUUACCAAACAGGUCUCACCACGCUGUCACAAAUCCCAUCGCGCCCGAAUUUCUUGACAUCACCUUCACCACUCGCAACAACCUUCCGCAGUCGCAUCGCAUCGCACGCGCGAAAGUCUCGGCAAGUAUGGACGCCCUCCGAUCGGCCGUGACGCCCAUCACCCACAACCUGCCCGCGCCCAUCCGCGACCUCGGCGAAUCCCUGAUCGGCGCGCACUGCUACAAGACGCUGCUCCUCGAUGUCGCGCUAGACGACCAGGCCUGCCUGAAGCUCGCGAUCAGCAAGGGGCUCGGCAUUGGAAUUGUGGCUGCCUCGUCCAUUGUCAAGGUCCCACAGAUCCUCAAGCUUGUCAAGUCGCGCUCGGCCGAGGGUGUCAGCUUCCUCUCGUACUUCCUCGAGACGACAGCGUACCUCAUCACGCUCGCAUACAACUACCGAAACGAGUUUCCGUUUAGCACAUAUGGCGAGACAGCUCUGAUACUGGGACAGAACGUUGUCAUCUCGGUCCUGGUUCUGAACUACAGCGGAAAGGCUGGCCUGGCGGCCGUCUUCGUGGCCGCCCUCGCCGCUGCGGUUGGCGCGCUGUUCACGCCCGGUGUGCUCGACGUCAAGGCCUUGAGCUACCUCCAGGCCGGCGCGGGCCUCCUGGGCGUUGCGAGCAAGGUCCCCCAGAUUGCUGCCAUUUGGUCGCAAGGCACGACUGGCCAGUUGAGCGCCUUUGCUGUCUUUAACUACCUCGCCGGAUCGCUCACCCGCAUCUUCACCACUCUACAGGAAGUCGACGACAAGUUGAUCCUGUACGGCUUCAUCUCCGGGUUCGUCCUGAACCUGAUCCUGGCCACGCAGAUGAUCUACUACUGGAAUGCGCCGUCUGAGAAGGCCAAGGGCAAGCGCAGGGCGGCUCCCAUCCAGGCUGCGCCCUCCGCCACUUCAUCAGGGGCUUCCAGCGGGACGCCCACAAAGAAGGGUCCCACCACUCGACGAAGGGGUUAAAUCGUUCUGCACCCCAUAAUUGUAUGCCUUUUAAUCAUGGGGAGAUAGUAAUAUGGCUUCAAUUCAUUCUUGCUUAACGCAAUUAUUGUUGUACACGACCCAAUUC